Hippocampus zosterae (dwarf seahorse) is the source of this 3555-nucleotide messenger RNA. RefSeq names its product mitogen-activated protein kinase kinase kinase kinase 2 (gene map4k2). Gene Ontology annotation, biological process: protein phosphorylation. Lineage: Eukaryota; Metazoa; Chordata; Actinopteri; Syngnathiformes; Syngnathidae. The record is from RefSeq and is a predicted model, not a curated record. The transcript is spliced from 32 exons. Bases 215 to 2809 code for a protein of 864 amino acids. Gene Ontology annotation, molecular function: MAP kinase kinase kinase kinase activity; ATP binding.
AUGCAUAUAUUUAACUCUGGGUGUGGACGUGGAGAUUCUCUCUCGCGCGUGUUUCUUUAAAAGUCGUUUGUUUCCGUGUCUGUUGUUCUUUGAAAGGAGGGGGCGGGGGGGGGGGCUCCUCCAAUUGCCGUUCUUUGUCCUCCGCCUCGGGAGCAGCCGAGCGACGCGCGCGUCGCCUAGACGGAAGCAGCAGCACGGCAGCGAGCGAGCGAGCAUGGAGCGCAUCGGGGUGUCCUUCCUCGACCCUUUGGACGACUACGAGCUCAUUCACCGGAUCGGGUGCGGCACCUACGGGGACGUCUUCAAGGCUCGGAACAUCCGCACGGCGGAGCUGGCCGCCAUCAAGAUUGUCAAGCUGGACCCAUGCGACGACAUCACGUCCAUCCAGCAGGAGAUCACCAUGAUGAGGGAAUGCAAGCACAAAAACAUCGUGGCCUACUUUGGCAGCUACCACAGGAGCACCAAACUGUGGAUCUGCAUGGAAUACUGCGGGGGAGGCUCCCUUCAGGAUAUCUACCACGUCACGGGACCAUUAAAGGAGAAACAGAUUGCGUAUGUCUCCAGAGAAACCCUCCAGGGUUUGUAUCAUCUGCACGAAACGGGCAAAAUGCAUCGAGACAUCAAGGGCGCCAACAUCCUUUUGACAGAACGAGGCGAUGUCAAACUGGCGGAUUUCGGUGUGGCAGCGGAGAUCAGCGCCUCUGUCGCCAAAAGGAAGUCUUUCAUCGGGACACCCUACUGGAUGGCUCCAGAGGUGGCGGCCGUGGAGAAGAAAGGCGGCUACAACCACCUGUGCGACAUCUGGGCCGUCGGCAUCACCGCCAUCGAGCUCGCCGAGCUGCAGCCCCCCAUGUUCGACCUCCACCCGAUGAGAGCUUUGAUGCUGAUGUCCAAGAGCAGCUUCCAACCACCAAAGCUCAAGGAAAAAACCAAAUGGUCUCCAGUUUUCCAAAGCUUCGUCAAGAUGGCGCUCAUCAAAAACCCUCGUAAAAGGCCCUCCGCGGAGACGCUGCUACAGCACCCGUUUGUGACGCAAUUGUUGACCCGCAACCUGGUGGUCGAGCUGCUGGACACCGCCAAGAACCCCGAACUGCACGCCUCGCACAGCAUGCACGACAACGAGCUGGAGAUUGAGGUUGGAGCUCCGGACAAGAUCCGGUCCGCAGGGAAACACCUGCCUGUCCAGAGAACCGUCUCUGAAGAACAAUUCGGCCAAGUGAAGUUUGGCCCACCGCUGAGGAAAGUGACCGAACCGUAUCCCGAUCUGGGCUCGUACGACGACGACGACGACGACUGGAGCUUGUCUGGAGAUGAAGACGACUCACCGAGCCUGCUGGAAUGUGUGGAGCAAGGUCUGCGGCUGAGGUCCUUAACCAUAAGGAGGGCGCCAUCUAUUGACGGAGGGAGGAAGAGCGGCUUGUUCAGCCCGACGACGGCCUCCCUGCCCGCCUUUUGCUCUCUAAGCAUCAACACCGCCGAGGGAAAUGCGACGCAGAGGCCGAGUUCCACGCUGGGCCCCGACACCUCCGCGGCGCCCGACUCGAGCCACUCUUCCGGCGUUUUGGCCCGGUGCUCGGCCACGCGGGACGUCCGGCAGCGCUGCGGCGACCCGUGUCUGCCCGUGGGCGUUACCGCGCCCGCACAGAUGAGGACAGCCGGCGCCGAGAAAGAGACGCCGCUCUCCCCUGAAUGGAGCACGCUGAGGAAAAAGUCUCGGCGACCUAAGGCCGACUUUCAUGGACUUCCUCCCACCCCUCAAGUCCGCAUGGGGGCCUGCUUCUCCAAAGUCUUUAACGGCUGCCCUCUCAAAAUCCACUGUGCCGUCUCCUGGAUUUUUCCGAGGACGAGAGACCAACACCUUAUUCUCGGGGCGGAGGAGGGAAUCUACACGCUCAACCUGAACGAACUUCACGAAGAUACGCUAGAAAAGCUGCUCCCCCAGCGGUGCACGUGGCUGUAUGUGAUGAACAACGUGCUGAUGUCCGUGUCAGGGAAAUCGUCACAGCUUUAUUCCCACAGUCUGCCGGCCUUGUUCGAGCACAAGGGACAUUUGGCCAAAAAACACGGCAGUCUGUCGCUGGGCACGAGCCGUUUCACGGAGAAGAUCGGCACCAGAAAGUUUGCCUUAUCCAUGAAGAUCCCCGACACGAAAGGCUGCAGGAGAUGUAGCGUCGCUCGCAACCCGUACACAGACAGUACGUUUUUAUGCGGAGCGGUUCCAUCCGGCCUCGUUCUGCUCUUGUGGUACGAGCCCCUGCAGAAGUUCAUGCAUCUCAAGCACCUGGCGGCCAAGCUGCCCGACUCCCUGGCCGUAUUUGAGAUGCUGGUGUUGGUGAGCGACGAGUUCCCCCAGUUGUGCGUCGGGGUGAGGGACUGCGCCGAUGGCAAGCUCAAGUUUGAUAUCAUCGAGCUGAAUGGCACGCCCAUUUCAGAGCCAGAGAACGGAGCUGCCGAGGCCGUCCAGGUCACCCAGUUGGACCGAGACACCGUUCUCAUUGCGUUUGAAAAAACGGUCAAGAUCGUCAACCUCCAGGGCCUUCCGUCCAAGGAGCUCGCUGCUGAAAUGCUCUUUGACUUCCCCAUUGAAACGCUCGUUUGCUUGCAGGACAGCGUGCUGGCUUUCUGGAAGCACGGACUGAAGGGAAGGAGCUUUCACUCUAAUGAGGUGACGCAAGAAAUUACAGACGAGAGUCGAGUAUUCCGAGUUUUGGGAACCAACCGGGACAUCAUUCUUCAGAGCACACCGACCAACGAGCCCUCGGCACUGAGCAACGUCUACAUUCUGACAGGCCACGAAAGCAGCUAUUGAAAUUUGCCUGCAGCGAGGAUUAAAUGAGCAUCCGGAACGUUAUUGACUGCAUUGCAAAUGUGCUGAUGCGUUGUACUUGAGAGAAGUUACUGUCUAGCUAGCCAGUUGCUUUUGUCCUAAGCUUCUGAAGGCUUCGAUAUCUAUUUGAACCUGAAUGUACUGCCCGUUAGAGCGCUUGGCACAACUGCGAGACAAUCUCACCGCGACUGCACGAGACUGAAUCAAGCCAAGUACUUUACGUGUUGUUCCCACGCCUGUGCUUUAUUGAAAUAUGAAUGAGUACAGUUGUCAUUUUAUGGAGAAAAAAAGCAGAGACUAAUGCUCACUGUAAAUAGCGGGAGGUAUUUAUUGUAGUUUACUUAUCUAAAAUAUGGGCAACUCGCACCUGACAGACUCCAAUUAAGUCGUAACGUACGUUCCACUACACCGAAAGUGUUUUUCUAUCAUAUUUAUAUUAUUUAAGGAACACGCACUGUACAGGUAAACGCUCACUUGUGCCUGAAAUACUUGAAGAUAAUUUGCAUGCAACCAUGUUUUGAAGGUCAUAUAACAUUUUUACAAUGUCUUGUAAUGUGGAGUGUUUUUUUUUUCAUAACAUAAAAUAUUCAUGUUUCACUGUCACUCAUAUCCUUGACAGAGGCUGUGUCACGUUGAUGGUUGAUGCUGGACCGAUUAUGAAAUAUCGUACAACGUAUCACAAAUGAAAUAAACAUAAUGAUUCUAUUUCUACAGAAGCAAAAACAAAA